Messenger RNA from Megalopta genalis, 1573 nucleotides. Lineage: Eukaryota; Metazoa; Arthropoda; Insecta; Hymenoptera; Halictidae. The record is from RefSeq and is a predicted model, not a curated record.
GGCUGCUGUGUGUGUAAGCGAACGGAUCUCCGAUCCGCUGUCCGGCAAGUCGCAAUCGUGCGCUGCUACUUGAAGAGGCAACUCGUUCCUCACUGACUGCGAUCUCCGACCACAGCCGCAAUGUGGAAGGUAUUAUUAACGCUGGCUUUGGCCAGUUUUUGCCUAGCUGCACCUCAAGGUCAACAAGGAGGCGCGCCCUUGGACGAUCUGAUAUCGAGCGUGUUCGAUCAGAACCCGAAGCCGAGCCCGAACCCGAACCCAAAUCCAAACCCGAUUCCGAACCCGAAUCCUCAGCAGCCAAGCCCUGGCAACAAGGACACCACCGGCAGCGCGGAUUUCGGUAACCUGGAAGCGUUGAUCAACCAGUACCAAAAUCAACAGUCGACCAGCGCACCCUCGACUUUCGUCGGCACGCAAAACAAACCUAAACCACCCCCCGAUGACUGCGAGUGCGUAUCCUACUAUCUGUGCCGGAACGGGACGGUAGUGGAGGAUGGAUUCGGGCUGAUCGAUAUCAGGUCCGAUUUCGAUGUAAACUCUGAGCAGAUGGCUUCCGGACCUUGCGUCGACUACCUGGACGUCUGCUGCAAGCCUCCGGACAAGCUGACGCCCGGUCACGAGAUCAUUCCGCCGCGCAUCGAAAGACACGGUUGCGGCCAGCGAAACCCCGAAGGCGUAGGCUUCAGGAUCACCGGUGACAGGAACAACGAGACCAAGUUCGGCGAAUUCCCGUGGAUGGUGGCUAUCAUGAAGGACGAGAUCAUCGGCGAGUCCAAGCAGAACUUGAUCGUCUAUCAGUGCGGCGGAUCUCUGAUCCACAAGCAGGCUGUUUUAACGGCUGCUCAUUGCGUCCACGGGAAAGACGCAGCCACCCUGAAGAUCCGUGCGGGCGAAUGGGACACGCAGACGAGGAACGAGAUCUUCGCACACCAGGAUCGCACCGUGCAGAAGGUGAUCGUGCACGACAAGUACUAUCCCGGAGCCCUCUACUAUGAUUUCGCGAUCUUGAUCCUGACCGAGCCGGUCGAUCUAGCGGAGAACAUCGACGUGGUGUGCCUCCCAGAGCCGAAUACCGUUUUCGACGCAUCUCGUUGCUUUGCCAGCGGUUGGGGCAAGGAUAAAUUCGGUAGGGAGGGUCACUACCAAGUAAUCCUGAAGAAAGUCGAAUUGCCGGUGGUGCCACGAAAUACGUGCCAGGAGAGUCUUCGAGAGACGAGAUUAGGAAAAUACUUCAAACUCCACGAGACCUUUAUUUGUGCCGGUGGCGAGCCUGGCAGGGAUACUUGCAAGGGUGACGGCGGCAGUCCUCUCGUGUGUCCGAGUAAGAAAGAUCCUACCAGAUACCAGCAGGCUGGCAUCGUCGCAUGGGGUAUCGGCUGCGGCGAGAAUGCUACACCCGGGGUCUAUGCUAAUGUUGCUUACGUGCGCAACUGGAUCGAUGACCAAAUGGCUUAUCACAACCUGGACAAUACUGUUUACAAUAUCUAACAUGAAAAUAGACUGACUCGUUUUAUAAGUCCGUUACACGAAUAAAUACCGUUGUACUCGAUCAAAUAGAGAACUUUGUCUUCGA